This is a messenger RNA of Austrofundulus limnaeus, 3114 nucleotides long. Its product is annotated as prickle-like protein 1. The record is from RefSeq and is a predicted model, not a curated record. Lineage: Eukaryota; Metazoa; Chordata; Actinopteri; Cyprinodontiformes; Rivulidae. Bases 56 to 2383 code for a protein of 775 amino acids. The transcript has 4 exons.
GAUUUUUUUUGUGUUUGUGUUUAAACAGUGUCACGGUGGCAUUAAUGGAGGGGAAAUGGCUAUUUUUGCCUCCAGAGCCGGCCCAAGUCCUUGCUGGCAUCCAGCCUGCUUUGUGUGCGCCACGUGUCAAGAGCUCCUGGUGGAUCUCAUCUAUUUCUGUCAAAAUGGCAAAAUCUUCUGCGGAAGACACCACGCGGAGCUCCUCAAACCACGGUGCUCCUCUUGUGACGAGAUUAUCCUCGCAGACGAGUGCACAGAGGCAGAGGGUCGUCACUGGCACAUGAAGCACUUUGCCUGUUUUGAGUGUGGGACAAUGCUGGGGGGGCAGCGAUACAUCAUGAAAAAUGGACGGCCCUAUUGCUGUGGGUGCUUUGAGUCCCUGUACGCGGAGUACUGCGAGGCUUGUGGCGAAAACAUUGGUGUUGACCAUGCCCAGAUGACCUAUGAAGGCGUACACUGGCACGCCACAGACCAGUGCUUUUGUUGUGCUCAGUGUAAGACAUCCUUGCUGGGUUGUCCAUUCUUGCCCAAACAAGGCCGCAUCUAUUGCUCAAAGGCCUGCAGCCAGGGGGAGGACAUGCAUGCUUCAGACUCGUCAGAUUCCGCGUUCCAAUCUGCUCGCUCGCGUGAGUCACGACGCAGCGUUCGUAUGGGGAAGAGCAGCCGACCAGCUGAACAGUGGAGACAGUCGCAGCUGUUUAAUCCUCCCGCCGCCGUCCCAUGCUACGAGCAAAGAUUCGAGAACAAUGAGGGCAGCAGAGAUGCAGAAGGCGACAUUGACGUUGUUGGACGUAAACUGAGCCAUAUGGGCCUAGAGGAGGAGAGGUUCUGGAAGGAGCGGGAGGAGCAGGAUGCUGGUGGAGAUGAGGAUCCAGAGGAGUGGGCCCAGCAUGACGACUAUAUGACUCAGUUGCUGCUCAAGUUUGGUGACAGUGGGAUGCUACACCAACUUCAGCAGCCAUCCCUUAAAUCACCCAGCCUUACUAGUGACACGAACAGGCUAAUAAGUGUGUCUGAUCCCUGGCUAAAGCCCGAUUCCACAGUUAUGGGGAUUAGCACCUCCUCUCCCACCCCUGCCAGUCCAACACAGAGUCAGAUUUCCAGUCAGUCCCGGGCCAACAGCCUUAGCCCUCGACUGAUGGAUAAUAAGCACCUGCCAGAAAUGUACUGGGCUCAGUCACAAGACGGCCUUGGAGAUUCCGCCUAUGGGAGCCACCCUGGUCCUGCCAGUGCCAGAAAGAUCCAGGAGCUGGAGCUGGAUCAAGAUCAGGACCAGCCUGAAGCAGGAAAACAAGUCUUCUGGUCAGACACAAGACAGUGGUAUGAGGACUCUCUUGAAUGUAUUGCCGAUGAGCUGAGGAAGGUUGAGAAGGGUGUUGGAGACUCCAUGGAUUCCUUGGCCCUCUCAAAUAUCACUGGUGCUUCAAUAGAUGGAGACAACAAGGACAGACCUACGGUCUACACUCUUCAUGUCAUGCAGGAUUCCUCCUUGACUGUCGACUGCGAAAAGAUGAGCAACAUGGGAACGUUUAAUUCAUCUCAUCUUCACCACAGUGCCAACUCACUCAAUCUCAGCUUAGAAAAGAGAGGCCAGGAGGUAGAGAAUGAGACUGGAAUGAGGGGAGGCACUCCAGGAGGACUUCUCUCAUUGUCUCCUCAUUCAGACGGACUCCCUCCAUCUUUUGUUCAACCUCCAGCUCUGAGGAGGAGCAAGUCGCAAUCCAGGCCGCCUCAGGUGGUUAAGUUCUCAGAAGACACCGUGGACAAUGGAUAUAAUGAUAAUUUUGAUGUCAGUAUUACAAAGCACCCCAUGASUGAGAGACCACAGAGGAGGGGGUACUGCCCAGAUGAGCUGAGAAGAGAAAGAAGCCGCUCAACAAGCCAACAUGGGCACAGAAGGGAAAACCACCACCGGCAGGGCCGGCGCCAUCGUAGCCGCAAAACCCGUUCAGACAACGCCCUACACAUGGUGCCUAUGGAGAGAGCGCAGAGACCYUUUGAGCCCAGGCAGCAGGAUCUAGGAAACCCUUCUUGUGGUGCUAUGCACCUCCAGCAUCCCUCACACAACUUGCCUUUGGCUUACUCCCAAAUCCGGUCCGAUUAUAUGUUUCGGAACACUGCUAAAAAUGACCCAAGAGUUGAACAUUUAAUGGGUCUUUACAGAGAUGAGGAGGACUUGUGCUCUACUUGCUCUUCUUCAUCAUCAGACUCAGAGGAGGAAGGCUAUUUUUUAGGCCAACCAAUCCCUCAGCCUCGAGCUGUUGGGCGCUACUAUGCAGAGGACUACCCAACAAGAGUCACAGCCCUCACUUCCCUAAGCCAUCGUGGAUCACAGACUGGUCGCCGAAAGAGCCACAACUCCAAAAAUUGUAUAAUUUCUUAACAAAACAUAUUUAAGUUUUAAUGUGUUUGACACAAAGCAAUAAAAACUGGUUUAAGAAAAACAAACCACRUAUUAAAACAGAUUUUUUUUUCAAAACAUUUGCAACAAAGUUUGAAAACUUCCUUUUACAUGUAUAAAAACUGGUCUAGAUGUUCGGUUUUACUAAAGUUCAGCACAAAUAGGAUGAGGAAGAGUUGGAAUUGAGUUCCUAGACAGGUAUUUAGAAAAAGGAAGGAACUUUAAACACAUUUUUCUGUUUUUUAAGUGUUUUGUUUUCAACUGAACCUUUUACAAUAGUAUAUUUGUGCAUGAAAAUAGUCAUGCUAUUGUACAGAUCAGUGAUCAUUCAAGUAGAAAAUAGAAACUAACCAAAUUAUUUAAUGCAUAACCGUACGAAAACUGUACAUAAGUUAAAAUUUGAAUACUUGUAUUUUUAUAUCCAUGAUUCAAAGACAUGUUUGAAGUGUAUGAUUACAAAAAAWUGUUUCUACUAAAUGAACUUUGUUUAUACUUUAUGGAAACAAGUCAAAGGUCCCACUUCUUUUACAGUUAAGUGCCAUAAACUUUUAAAACCAUGUUUCCUGCAACAGGUUCCACAUUACUCACAAUCUGUGCUCAAAACUGGUGGCAACACACCUUUGUUUGCACCUGUUCACUACCAUGGAUGUGACAAUAUAUGCUUUUGAUGUAGCUACAAAUGCUUGUAAUAAAUAUUUUCUUUAAAAUGUUAA